Molecule: messenger RNA, 1324 nt
Organism: Calliphora vicina (urban bluebottle blowfly)
Lineage: Eukaryota; Metazoa; Arthropoda; Insecta; Diptera; Calliphoridae
Exons: 5
Coding region: 47-982 (311 amino acids)
Biological process (GO): phospholipid metabolic process; arachidonate secretion
Source: RefSeq, a predicted model, not a curated record
AAAAUAAAACAACAAAUAAUAAUUAAUUCGAAUCGAUUUCGGCCAUAUGAUGAAACCACGUUCCGGUGUCAGCACCAUGUCUGCGGCUUGGGGUUAUAAACGUCACUUACAGUUGUGCUGUGUGGCAGCCAGUAGUGUUUUCAUUUUGGGCUUUCUAAGUACGGCCGGUGCUAAGCCCACCCUAACAUUUAGUUUUCCACAAAGUCUGCAGGGUUUUCCCACGUUUACAUCGUUCACACAGCAAAUUAUCGAAAAUCGGAGUGCGAGACAAAUGAAAACGUAUAGUGGAAAACGUUUAACAAACGAUUCAUUGAUAAUGAUUUAUUAUCAUGAUUCGACAAUUGCGGUUACCGAAUUGGGGCCACAGAAGCUUUUGCUGGGGUGUGAACUGAUAGAAAUUUACAAUGAACAGGAGGGCAAAAUGUUACUACGUAAUCUUUCCAGAUAUAAUCGCCCUUUGGAAAUCAAAUUCAAUGAAAUGCUUAAGUUAAUGAAUCAAUGCGAACGUGUUGAUAAACUUACUUAUGCCGCCCGUAAUACGGGUAAAUCAUCCGAUACAGCGGUCACAGACAGCAAUUCACAGAACAGUGUGGCUUUAAAUUUAGCAGCGAAUAUAUUUCCAAAGAGUCCACUGUCCAUAUUGAGUGGUAUUAUACCAGGCACUAAAUGGUGUGGCACCGGUGAUAUUGCUGAAACUUACAGUGAUUUGGGUACUGAAAUGAAUAUGGAUCGCUGCUGUCGUCAACACGAUUUGUGUCCGGUUAAAAUACGAGCCUAUCAAAACAAAUACGAUUUAAACAAUGAUUCUCUAUAUACAAAAUCCCAUUGCAUUUGCGAUGAUAUGCUAUUUUCCUGCUUAAAAAUGACCAACACUUCGGCUUCCCAGCUAAUGGGUUCGAUUUAUUUCAAUCUGGUGCAAGUGCCCUGUUUGUCGGGCGAAAAUAAUCGUUAUCAAUUUAGAGCGGCCAAAGAGGGUUUCUGAGGAUUUCAAAAAUUCAGUCUCUUUGGAUAAAUGGGACUUUAAUUGUAUAUAAAAUUUAUAUUUUUUUUUAAAAAACUAGAACAUAGUGUUAUACUUAAUUAAAAAGUAUGUAAUUUUCCAUGUUAUUUUUUGUACGUAUUGUAUUAAAAUUCGAUAAAAAUAGAAAGAAAAAUAUUUAAUAGUUUAAAAAUUGUUGGUUUUAAAAAACUCUGAGUGCUCUGUAUGAUUUUUUUCUUUUUGUAUUUUAUUAAAAAAAAACAAGAAUUUAUGUUAAAAUGUUUAACAAAUAAAAUAAAUUAUUAUUUAUUAUAAAAAUAAACAAAAUUAAAAAAAAAAAUAUAA